Molecule: messenger RNA, 1083 nt
Organism: Musca vetustissima
Lineage: Eukaryota; Metazoa; Arthropoda; Insecta; Diptera; Muscidae
Exons: 6
Source: RefSeq, a predicted model, not a curated record
AUGGCAGUGCCCAUAGAUGAGGGCGUCUUAAGUGCCCUCAGGGGUAUUACCAGUCGCAAUACCCGACUACCCAAACCGUUGCUAAUAAAAGUUUAUGUCUCCAGUUUGAAACAAGAAUUUUGCCAGGAACGACGAAUGCUAUUGGAGCUCGUCGGCCCCGAACUGCAGUCCAUGUACGAUGAUCGACAAAUCGAAAUAGAAUUUGUCGAUAUGCAUUUUGGUACCGGUUCGCUGGAUAUCACACAAGUCGAAAAGGAUCCAUACAUUUUAGAGGAUUAUUUACACGAGAUUGAGACAUGCCAUCAGAAUUCGAAAAGUGUCUUCUUUUUGGCUUUAAUAGGCGACAGCAUUGGUCGGAUGCCAUUACCCACCCACUUGGCGAAGGAGAUCUACGAUAGCAUUGCGACAGAUGGCACUUUAACACACACAGAGCGUCAAUUAUUUGUCAAGUGGUAUUCAGCGGCGACGGCUGUAGCACCAGAGGACUCCACGGCGACUGAAACGUCGGCAGCGUUCAAAGGCAUUCAAUAUCAACUUAAACUGGACUAUCGCAACAUGGUAUUGGAAAAAUGGCACGAAGAAUAUGUGCAACUGCGUGACAUUAUUGAUAAAUGCCUUUUGCGUAUGCUUCGCAAUGGUGCGAUAGGCGGAGGAGCAGGAGGAAAUGCAGCAGCAGCAACAACAACAACGCCACUCACAGCCGAUAUGCAACAACAUUUACAAAAGUUAAGGCAAACACAAAUGGAACAGGAAGUGUUAAAAGCAUUGGAUUUGUCAAAUGAAAAAAUAUUGGCCGUCUAUCGGGAAUGGUCAUCGACUCAAUUGUCGGUCAAGGAUGCCGAGAGUGCGGAACGUUUGAGUAAACUUAAAGAUCAGCUGACAAUGAAUUUAUCGACAGAUAAUUAUACAACAUUGGUAGUACCUGGUAAUUGUUGUGAUACUGGCAUUGAUCCCGACAUUGAAGAGCACGAAACCUAUUUGAGUAAAUUUAAGAAUAAAGUCUUCGAUAAGCUGCGACAUCUGAUUGAGGAGCACAUCGCCAAUGAUCCGGAUGUUAUAAAGGGGCGAAAAAAGACUGUACAG